CAUAUAUAUAAACCCCAUUUCUCUCCCUUUCUCCCUCGCUGUAUCUCUCUACUUCACGCUCCUCGUGCCCUUCGCCUCUUCCUCGCUCUCUGAAUUUAUUCAAACAAAGUCUCAGAUCUGUUUGAACUCUCCGAUUAUCAAUGGCUUCUGUCACCGGAUCGGCUCUCUCCAUGUCCUCCCUCUCCUGCUCUUUCAAACAAAGCAAGGUACCCAGUCAAAUCUCUAGUCUGAAUUCAGUAUCACUGCCAAUCAAUGGAAAAUUCUUUCCAUCAAUCAGGUUGCAAGCAGUUGCUCAUCGCUUUAAGGUUUCAUGUGCGGCCAAACCAGAGACCGUAGAGAAAGUGUGUGAAAUUGUGAGGAAACAGCUGGCUCUUCCAGCUGAGACUUCUGUCACUGGAGACUCUACGUUUGCGACACUUGGGGCUGACUCUCUUGAUACGGUAGAGAUUGUGAUGGGACUUGAGGAGGAAUUUGGUAUCAGUGUGGAAGAGGACAGCGCCCAGAGUAUUGGUACUGUUCAAGAAGCAGCCGAUUUGAUUGAGCAGCUCAUGGAAAAGAAGGGUGCCUAAAAACUUUCAUAUCAUAUAGAUUUCUCUUAUUAGUAAAUUUCUCUUUUUUCUAGUGUUACUUUUGCUUAUUUAAUCAACACCGUGGCAAACCCUUGCUUUUUUAUGUUUCCUUUGCUUGUUUGGAUGAACUCAACGGUUUUUUAUGCGCCAUUUUUAUUUUUAUUUUUCUCUCUUUAGUAAUAGGGUGUCUCAUGUUGUGUUGAACUUUUCGCUAAAAUUUAGUAGAAUUUGAUAAAUCUGUUGCUGUCCA
Diospyros lotus (date-plum) is the source of this 819-nucleotide messenger RNA. RefSeq names its product acyl carrier protein 1, chloroplastic-like. The transcript is spliced from 4 exons. Gene Ontology annotation, molecular function: phosphopantetheine binding; acyl carrier activity. Gene Ontology annotation, biological process: fatty acid biosynthetic process. Lineage: Eukaryota; Viridiplantae; Streptophyta; Magnoliopsida; Ericales; Ebenaceae. The record is from RefSeq and is a predicted model, not a curated record. The coding region runs from base 141 to 569 and encodes 142 amino acids.